AUGUCUCAGCAAUUCUUCGACGUGCGAGAGCAUGUGUUCAAUGGCCAACACAUCCGCGAGUAUCCCCAAGCCACAGCCCACAACCAGGAAGAAGUGCUGCAGCUCGUGGCGAAACAGUACAUCCCAAAGAGCAACCGGCAGCCGCAGCCAGGCGACGUCACGAUUAUUGGGGCGCACGCAAACGGCUUUCCGAAGGAGCUCUACGAGGCUCUCUGGGACGACCUCUUGGCCGAGACAGAAAAGCACGGCUUCCGGAUCCGCAGCAUAUGGAUUGCCGAUGUGGCCUGGGAAGGUCAAAGUAGCCAUCGCAACGAGGCUAUUCUCGGGAACGACCCCUCCUGGUAUGAUCACGCGCGUGACCUGCUGCAGAUGGUGAACACAUUCCGGGCCGAGAUGCCACGGCCGCUGGUGGGCAUUGGCCACUCAUUUGGCGGCACGAUCGUGACGUACUUGUCGCUGAUGCACCCGCGGUUGCUGUCAUCGCUGGUGCUGCUGGACCCGGUGCUGCAUUUCUACCCGACGACACCGGUGUCGGGCUUCAAUCCACUGGCGCUGUCGGCGGUGCGGCGGGAUCAAUGGCCGUCGCGCGAGGCAGCCGCAGCGGCCUUCCGGCAGUCCAAGUUCUAUGCGGCAUGGGAUCAACGCGUGCUAGACGCCUGGCUGGCGUAUGGGUUGCGCGAGCUGCCGACAACGCCAGCAACGGGUGAGGCCCGGCCGGUGACACUGGCCACAACCAAACACCAGGAGGUCUUUACGUUUCUGCGGCCGCUGAUGCAGGGAAUCGACGGGACGACCGGACGGCGGGUUUUCCGACGCGACCGGCUGCCGGACGUGAGCGAUAAGAGCCUAGAGCGGCUUGGGGCGACGAACCGGCUGUUCCGACCCGAGGUGCCCAAUACGACCGAGCAGCUCGGCCAUUUGCGACCGGGCGUGUGCUACGUAUUUGGCGGCAUCAGCCCGAUGUCGACGCCGGACGUCCGGCGUGAGAAGAUGGAGCUCACGGGCGUGCAGGUGGGCGGCAGCGGCGGCGUGGCUGCUGGGCGCGUGCGCCAGGUGGUGCUGCCGACAACCGGCCACCUGGUGGCGAUGGAACAGCCGACGGCGUGCGCGCGGGCGGCGGCCGAGACGAUCGCGGCGGAACUGGUGUUGUGGCGUGAGGAGGAGGCGGACCUGGCUCUCUGGUGGCGGCGCAAAGACGCAGACAAGCAGGUUUUGGACGACGAGUGGCGCAGUUUCAUUGAGCCGAUACCGACGAGGGACAAGGGGAAGUUGUAG
Grosmannia clavigera kw1407 is the source of this 1275-nucleotide messenger RNA. Its product is annotated as toxin biosynthesis protein. The record is from RefSeq and is a predicted model, not a curated record. Bases 1 to 1275 code for a protein of 424 amino acids. The transcript is spliced from 2 exons. Lineage: Eukaryota; Fungi; Ascomycota; Sordariomycetes; Ophiostomatales; Ophiostomataceae.